This is a messenger RNA of Mastomys coucha (southern multimammate mouse), 5639 nucleotides long. RefSeq names its product cyclic nucleotide gated channel subunit beta 1 (gene Cngb1). The record is from RefSeq and is a predicted model, not a curated record. Gene Ontology annotation, biological process: monoatomic cation transmembrane transport; retina homeostasis. Gene Ontology annotation, molecular function: intracellularly cGMP-activated cation channel activity; intracellularly cAMP-activated cation channel activity; protein-containing complex binding. Bases 478 to 4356 code for a protein of 1292 amino acids. Lineage: Eukaryota; Metazoa; Chordata; Mammalia; Rodentia; Muridae. The transcript has 33 exons. Gene Ontology annotation, cellular component: intracellular cyclic nucleotide activated cation channel complex; photoreceptor outer segment; plasma membrane.
CUUUCAGGGAGAGGCAGAGUGUCUGGCUGUGCCAGUGGGAGGAGUCACAGCACAGAGUUUGGCAUUGCUGGGACACUCAAGGCAUGGCUGAGAGAUGCCUCGGGAGUCUCUAGACACUUCCACCUUACUAUCAGAAUUAACCCAGGAUGACCCUGCUGAGGGCGCUACCUUGCAGUGGGAAGCAGAUAGCAGGCAGUUUCUUCUCUACCCUGCCAGGUAUCCCCCCCUAGCCGGGGCCCAGUAAGCUGCGCGUAGAGUGCUCGCUGAGCAACUUCAAGGCACUCUUGUUAGGGGGCGUGGUCUGCUGCGACCGGGGUGGAGGGGGCAUUCUGUACCUGUAGUGGGAGCCAAAGCGCCGGAACGCGUUCCUGCGAAAGAAUAAAGAUCUGAAUGCUGGCUCACGGAGCGUGGAGAUGCCAGAUUCUGGCAGGAUAACUGCUUCAUGCACCGGCUGACAGACGCCGAUUCGGUGUCAAGAUGUUGGGCUGGGUCCAAAGGGUGCUGCCUCAGCCUCCGGGGACCCCUCAGAAGACCAAGGAGGCAGCAGGACCACAGCCAGAAACAGAGUCGAAACCUGAGGCAACAUCACCACCUGAUCCAGAGCCCCUGCCAGAACCAGAGCCGGAGCCGGAACCAGCGCCCGAAGAGGCUGCACCAGAGGUCCAGGCCCUGCCACCAGAGGAGCCAAUGGAAGGAGAGGGCGAAACUGAGGCUAGACCUAGUCUGCAAGAGACCCAGGAAGCCGACCCUCCUCAACCCACCUCCCAGGCCCAGGUUGCUGUUGCCAAGGUGAACAGGCCCAGCUCCUGGAUGUUGAGCUGGUUCUGGAAAGGCAUGGAGAAGGUCGUGCCACAGCCUGUCUACAGCAGUGGGGGCCAGAACCUGGCUGGUGGAGAGGGAGGCCCAGAUCAGGGUGGAGCACAGAUCCCAGAGCCCUGUGGCACUGGGGACCCAGGAUCUGCAGAUGGCUCAGAUAAAACUUCCAGGACUCAAGACACUGAGCCCAGCCUGUGGCUACUCAGGUGGCUUGAGCAGAAUCUGGACAAAGUGCUGCCUCAGCCCCCUACCCCUUCACAGGCCUGGAAAGUUGAACCUGAGGCUGCUGUCUUGGAUCCAGAUCCUCCAGGAACCCCUAUGGAGACGGAGCCCACAGAGAGCCCCUUCCAGGCUAAUCCUGGACCCCCGGAGCCUGAGGAGGAGCCAGCUGCAGAACCCCAGUCUGGCUUCCAAUCCUCUUCCCUGCCACCACCCGGGGACCCUGUCAGGCUGAUCGAAUGGCUGCUACACAGGCUGGAGAUGGCCCUGCCUCAGCCCGUGCUCCAUGGGAAGGCUGCAGAGCAGGAGCCUGACUGCCCUGGGACGUGUGAUGUACAGACCAUCAGCAUCCUCCCCGUGGAACAAGUGGAGCGUGAUCUUGUCCUCGAGGAGGUGGACUCUUGCUGGGAGGACGUCAGGCAGGAAGAUGGCUCCAGCCUGCAGGAGACAGAGGUGGCUCCAGCUCAUGAAGAAGAGAGUGAGGCCAUGGUGGAGAUGCCCAGGGAGCUGCCGCAGAUUCAAGAGGAAAGGGAAGAUGAGGACCAGGAAGAGGAUGAGGAGGAGAAGAAGGAGAAGGAGGAGAAGGAAGAGGAAGAAGAGGAAGAGAAGGAGGAAGAAGAGGAGGAAAAGGAGGAAGAAGAGGAAGAGAAGGAGGAGGAGAAAGAGAAUGAGGAAAAGAAGGAGGAGGAGGAGAAGGAAGAAGAGAAAGAAGAGGAAGAAGAGGAAGAAGAAGAGGAAGAAGAAGAGCCUAUUGUCCUGCUGGAUAGCUGUUUGGUGGUGCAGGCUGAUGUGGACGAGUGCCAGCUAGAAAGGACACAGCCAGAGUUAGCAUCGAUCCAGGAGUUGCCAGAAGAGAAGGAGGAAGAGGAGAAGAAGGAAGAAGAGAAGGAGGAGGAAGAGGAGGAAAACAAGGAGGAAGAAGAGGAGAAGGAGGAAGGGGAGGCCACAAACUCAACAGUACCAGCCACAAAGGAGCACCCGGAGCUCCAGGUGGAAGACACGGAUGCUGACAGUGGCCCCCUCAUCCCAGAGGAGACGCUCCCUCCUCCUGAGAGACCACCACCGUCUCCUGCCAAGUCCGACACCCUCACAGUUCCAGGCGCCGCCGCUGCAGCAGCCCACAGGAAGAAGUUACCUUCUCAGGAUGAUGAAGCCGAAGAGCUCAAGGCCCUGUCACCAGCUGAGUCCCCGAUGGUUGCCUGGUCAGACCCCACCACACCACAGGAGGCUGAUGGCCAGGACCGAGCAGCCUCCACAGCCAGCCAGAACAGUGCCAUCAUCAAUGACCGGCUCCAGGAGCUGGUGAAGAUGUUCAAGGAGCGGACAGAGAAGGUGAAGGAGAAGCUCAUUGACCCUGACGUCACCUCUGAUGAGGAGAGCCCCAAGCCCUCCCCAGCCAAGAAGGCCCCAGCCCCAGCUCCAGCCCAGAAGCCGGUGGAGGCAGAGGCAGCAGAGGAGGAACACUACUGCGACAUGCUCUGCUGCAAGUUCAAACGCAGGCCUUGGAAGAUGUACCGGUUUCCCCAGAGCAUUGACCCAUUGACCAACCUCAUGUACAUCUUGUGGCUGUUCUUCGUGGUGCUGGCCUGGAACUGGAACUGCUGGCUGAUUCCUGUGCGCUGGGCCUUCCCGUACCAGCGGGCAGACAACAUCCACUUCUGGCUACUCAUGGAUUACUUGUGCGACUUCAUCUACCUCCUGGACAUUACCGUGUUCCAGAUGCGCCUGCAGUUUGUCAAAGGCGGGGACAUCAUUACAGACAAAAAGGAGAUGCGCAAUAACUACCUGAAGUCUCGCCGGUUUAAGAUGGACCUACUCUGCCUCCUGCCCUUGGACUUUCUCUACUUGAAACUUGGUGUGAACCCCCUCCUUCGCCUGCCUCGCUGCCUGAAGUACAUGGCCUUCUUUGAGUUUAAUAACCGCCUGGAAGCCAUCCUCAGUAAAGCCUACGUUUACAGGGUCAUCAGGACCACUGCCUACCUGCUGUACAGCUUGCACCUCAACUCCUGUCUUUACUACUGGGCAUCAGCCUUCCAGGGCAUCGGUUCCACGCACUGGGUUUACGACGGAGUGGGGAACAGCUACAUUCGAUGCUACUACUGGGCCGUGAAAACCCUUAUCACCAUUGGAGGACUGCCGGACCCCCAGACGCUCUUUGAGAUUGUCUUUCAGCUGCUGAAUUAUUUUACAGGUGUCUUCGCUUUCUCUGUGAUGAUUGGACAGAUGAGAGAUGUGGUGGGGGCCGCCACAGCGGGGCAGACCUACUACCGCAGCUGCAUGGACAGCACAGUGAAGUACAUGAACUUCUACAAGAUCCCCAGGUCUGUGCAGAACCGUGUCAAGACCUGGUAUGAGUAUACCUGGCAUUCGCAAGGCAUGCUGGACGAGUCAGAGCUAAUGGUACAGCUUCCGGACAAGAUGCGCCUGGACCUCGCCAUUGAUGUAAACUACAACAUUGUCAGCAAAGUGGCCCUCUUUCAGGGCUGUGACCGGCAGAUGAUCUUCGACAUGCUCAAGCGGCUUCGAUCCGUCGUCUACCUACCCAAUGACUAUGUGUGCAAGAAGGGGGAGAUUGGCCGAGAGAUGUAUAUUAUCCAGGCGGGGCAGGUGCAGGUGCUGGGUGGCCCAGAUGGAAAGGCUGUACUGGUGACACUCAAAGCGGGAUCGGUGUUUGGAGAGAUAAGCUUGCUGGCUGUCGGGGGCGGCAACCGGCGCACGGCCAAUGUGGUGGCCCACGGCUUCACCAAUCUCUUCAUUCUGGACAAGAAGGAUUUGAAUGAAAUUUUGGUGCAUUAUCCCGAAUCUCAGAAGUUACUUCGGAAGAAGGCCAGGCGCAUGCUAAGAAACAACAACAAACCCAAGGAGGAGAAGAGUGUGCUCAUCCUGCCCCCGCGUGCAGGCACCCCGAAGCUCUUCAAUGCUGCCCUGGCUGCCGCAGGAAAGAUGGGCCCCAGGGGAGCCAAGGGUGGCAAGCUCGCCCACCUGAGAGCCAGGCUCAAGGAACUGGCUGCACUGGAGGCAGCCGCGCGACAGCAGCAGCUGCUGGAACAGGCCAAAAGCUCGCAAGAAGCUGGGGGAGAGGAGGGCUCUAGAGCCACAGACCAGCCUGCAACCCAGGAGCCACCAGAGCCCAAGGAGCCCCCGGGACCCCCAGCCCCAAGCUCUCCACCAUCAGCCUCAGCAAAGCCAGAGGGAAGUACGGAGGAGGCAGCAGGGCCCCCGGAGCCCUCCGUGAGGAUCCGUGUGAGUCCAGGUCCUGAUCCCGGAGAGCAGACACUGUCGGUGGAGAUGUUGGAGGAGAAGAAAGAUGAGAAAGUGUGAGGCGCAUGCAGCGCCUGAUCCCAACCCCAGGUCUUUGAAUCACCUGCCUCGCCAAGCGUCCUAGCCUAAGGGCGCCUUCUCACAGGCUUGUUGUAGAAAUGAUCAAAUUUCAUCAGAUGGUGGUGGUGCCCUCGAGCUCCUGCCAUUCCCAGAGCACCCUGUUCCCCUCCUGCAGUUGUUAUUUUCAAGAAGAAAACCGCCUUGCACUUUUAAAAGAUUUGAGAAGAGAAUAGAAGAGGGCUCCAACAUCAAGGAAACUCUACUAGACAUAUCAAGGGUUGAUGAUGUGGCAGGUUCCCCACCAGAGCUCACCCUCUGUUUAAAUGAUGGAGAAGAGCUGGAGUCCCACUGAGCACCUGCAAACCCAGGACUGGGGAGGCUUGACCUUUGGUUCAAGGUCAGCCAGUGUACAUAGUGAGAAUCUGCCUCAAAACAAACCAAUAGCAAAACUGCUUGGGAGUACCAAGCACCUCUAAGCCAGUGGGUCGUGACCCCUUUGGGGUAGUACAGCGACCCUUUGACAGGGCUUACCUAAUUCCAUCAGAAAUAACAGGUAUUUACAUUACGAUUCAUAACAGAUUCAGCAAAAUGACAGGAAUAAAGUAGCAAUGAAAAUAAUAGUUGGGGGUCACCACAACACAAGGAACUGUGUUAAAGGGUCACAGCAUUAGGAAGGUUGAGAGCCACUGCUCUAAGCUUGUCCAGAUCCUAGCAGUAAACACAGUAGUCUAGCUGAUAGCAGGGCAGGUGAUCCCGGUAAUCUUGCUACAGGCAGUGAUGACUGCCUUAUCAUCUUAGCCCCCCUUUAAAGUGUUGCCUGUCUUAGUAGGUAAUGAUAUCAAGAGCUCUCCACACUACUCCGGCAAGCACUCCUAGCAUUUAGAGCGUAUGCUUGUAGCUGGGCAUCAUGGAGGCAGGAGGAUCACAGGUUUGAAGUCAGCCUGGGCUUGAUAGCAAUAUCCUAUCUCAAAAAGGAAAAUGGGAGAAAUAUAUUGGUUCAUCAGUGAUGACUGCACCGUCCCUUGUCCAAAUGCGUGGUGACAUCUCAGCCACUGCUCAUCGGUGAGCAUUUGGAUCGUUUCUAAGCUCACUCUAUCAAGAAUAACAACAUUGCAGAGAGCUCAGUGGGCAAAGGCCCUUGCCACCCCACCAUGCAAACUUGAUGACCUAAGUUAAAUCUCUGAAACCCACGUGAACCUGCAAAGAAUCAGCCCCACAAACACACGCAAGAGCUCACAGUAAUAAAAUCAUCUAGUGCGGAUGGGUUUUGGCCCACUAGGAAG